CUAACAGCAGCAGAAGAAGCAGAGGAGACGCUUGUUCACAAAGUCAGGAGCAGACUUUGAACUUGUUGGCACUUCAUGCUGCAGAGUUUCAGCAAAAUGCUUCCAUCUGUGAUAGUAGCGCUCAUGCUCGUCUCUCUCACCUGUGGAGAAAAUCCUGCCAUACAAGUCGUUCUGACCAACAAAGGACUUCAGUACGGGAAGCAUGUAGGUGCAGGAUGGAUUCAGGACAAGUUGGAGCUCGUCACUCUUCCUGACAUCAGCGGUAAAGUUGGCAUGGGCAUCCUUGGCAGCAUCGACUACACACUGACAGGCAUCAGGAUAACCAAGUGUGACUUUCCUGAACCAUCUGUUGAGUUCAAUCCCGACCCUGUAGGAUUCAAGACCUCCAUCUCAGGCCUCAGUGUUGCAAUAUCAGGAGAUUGGAGGACACACUAUAUAGCAAUACAUGAUGGGGGAACUUUCAACAUGGCUUUAUUUAAUGUGGAUGUGGCCUCUGUAGUGGAGCUGGGGAAAGAUGCUGAUGGACAUAUGUCUGUCACCAGUGUCAGCUGCAGUGCUAGUAUUGGAAAUGUGGAUGUACAAUUCUCUGGUGGAGCCAGUUGGAUAUUCCAGCCUUUUGUGAAACAUUUCAAGGGGCGUAUUAGAGGUGAAAUAGAGAGUGAAAUCUGCCCCGCUGUGGAGAAAUUCAUUGUAAACUUGGAGUACAGCCUACAGGCCACAAACGUCUCCUUUGACGUGAAUCAAGACCUCAGUCUUGACGUUCCUCUCACCGACGUACCUGUCAUUGAAGCUUCAAGUCUAAAUCUGGGUCUUAAGGGAGAAUUCUACAGUAUCAAAACUCAUCAGGAACCUCCCUUUGAGGCCCAGCCUUUCACCAUGUCUGAGCAUGCUGGCUACAUGUUGUCAGUCGGCCUGUCUGAGUUCACAGUGAACUCUGCCGCCUUUGGAUACUUCUCAGCUGGACUUCUUCAGACCGUCAUCAAUGACAGCAUGAUACCUCCCACCUCUCCUGUGCACCUGAACACCAGCCAAAUGGGGCCUUUCAUUCCUCAGCUGCCCAAGAUGUUUCCAGGCCUGCUGAUGAGCCUGCAGCUUUAUGCCCAAGAGGUUCCAGCGGUUUCCUUCCAGCCUGGUGCUGUUAAAAUUGGCUUCCAGGCUGCUGUCAAGGCUGUCGCCAUCCAGCCCAACGCUACCCAGACCCCCCUGUUCAAACUCCUUGUUGACUUAGAGUUCAGUGGUAAAUUUUGGAUCGAUGAAGGAAAAGUGAAGGGCUCCUUAACGAUGGACAACCUUACACUGAGUCUGGCAUCGACUGAGGUGGGAACCUUUAAGACUGAUGCUUUGGAAAACCUUGCAAAGAUUGGAAUGAAGACGGUGGUCUUGUCAAAAGUGAACCUUCAAAUGAGCGAAGGUAUCUAUUUACCCAGAAUGAGACAUGCAAAGCUGACCAACUCAGUUCUGACAGUGGAAGAGGGAUUUAUUGCCUUCUCUUCAGACACGGAGGUGCGAAUAGACGAAGGUUUCAACUGACAGAGAAACCUCAUCCAACACUGCUCUUCAUUCCAGUAAACAAGCCCGUAAACAAACUGGAUUUGCUGUCUCACACCUCAUGACAAAAGCUUGAAUGUAGUUAAAAGAUAAUGUUACGUUUAUGGUCUGAAUCCAUAGACUGAGUCAUUAAUGAGACUUCUCUGCACAGUUCAUAAUCAACAUCUCUACAGCCUUUAUGUCAAAUCAGCAGUGAUUAAACCUGCAGUUCGACUUUAAAAAUGCUUAUAAAGUGGAGAUGUACAGCAUGUGUUUUUUUCCAAAUAAAAACAAAUAUACGUAUUU
Thunnus maccoyii (southern bluefin tuna) is the source of this 1833-nucleotide messenger RNA. It is a transcript of the gene bpifcl, whose product is annotated as BPI fold containing family C, like. The coding region runs from base 76 to 1530 and encodes 484 amino acids. The record is from RefSeq and is a predicted model, not a curated record. Gene Ontology annotation, molecular function: lipid binding. The transcript is spliced from 16 exons. Lineage: Eukaryota; Metazoa; Chordata; Actinopteri; Scombriformes; Scombridae.